Molecule: messenger RNA, 1143 nt
Organism: Beauveria bassiana ARSEF 2860
Lineage: Eukaryota; Fungi; Ascomycota; Sordariomycetes; Hypocreales; Cordycipitaceae
Product: Ketopantoate reductase ApbA/PanE domain protein
Exons: 5
Coding region: 1-1143 (380 amino acids)
Source: RefSeq, a predicted model, not a curated record
AUGACUGACCUACUUAAUCCCCCCAUUAUACAAAACAAAUACUACUACUCGUAUAAGAGCACAAGAGAGUCUAUGUCUUCUCUAGGGUUUUAUCAGUCGCUUAUGAUGAGUGAAAGCAAAGAAAAUCCUAAAGUUCUUGUGGUCGGGGCUGGCUCGAUGGGUACCGUCGUUGGUUACUACCUGAGCCUCGCUGGCGCUCAGGUAACCUUUCUGGUCCGACCACAUCGAGCGGAGCAGAUGACUCGCCCGCAGCGUCUUUAUUGCUACGACGACAACAGCCUCACGGAAUUCCGGAAUUUUACAUAUAUUGUUGAACCAGCAAAGUUGGUACAUCGUGCGUACGACUUCAUUGUCGUCACACUUGACGGCGCUACGCUGAAGACCGAGACCGGCCAGGACCUGGUCAGGAUUCUUGGUGAGACUGCCCGUCAAACUGACACGAAAGUUAUAUUGGGAAGCGUCUCAGUCGGGAUAUUGAGCUGGUUUCUCAACUUGUCUGGCCUCCGCCCGGACCAGGUUAUCAAUGGCUUGUUUACUGUUGUUGCAUUUCCCACUACCGCAACUCCUAUUGUCGAGUCAUCCAAAGAUGAUUCCGCAAUUGAAGGGAUCACCGAGGCUGAUCAGGCUUACUGCGACCGUUUCGGAUACGGUAUGCUGGUGGAUGAUGCCGCUCCCGCGGUGGCCGAUGCAUUCGCGGAGCUUUACAAUGCCAGCGGGAAGUCUCGCUGUGUUAUUCGAACCGUACAAGACCUUCAACUCUUCAUCAACCCGAUUUUCGUCGCUCUUCUGGCUUUCGAUCUUCUGCAGUGGCCAAAAAUGAAGGACCUCGACACACAAGGCGAAGUGUGGAAGCUCGCGACCAAAGGUACACAAGAGGUGCAAAAACUACGUGUUCACGGUGACGCCGGCCAGCAGGCAGCGAGUAUUCUCACUGGCACUGGCCUCGCGGAGAUGCAUUAUCAAGCCGAGGAUGUCCUCCCCUUCGACUACCAAGUUUUUAAUCGAUAUCAUCACGGAGAAAAGGUUAAUGCACAGGAUGUUAAACACUUAGAGGAGUGCGUUCGACUCGGCGAAGCCGAGCAACUCACAAUGUCUAAUGUAAAGGAGCUACUUCGGCGCUUUACAGUUCGAAGUCAGAAUUAG